Messenger RNA from Anopheles coustani, 1415 nucleotides. RefSeq names its product epidermal growth factor-like protein 7 (gene slow). The transcript is spliced from 7 exons. Bases 1 to 1302 code for a protein of 433 amino acids. The record is from RefSeq and is a predicted model, not a curated record. Gene Ontology annotation, molecular function: calcium ion binding. Lineage: Eukaryota; Metazoa; Arthropoda; Insecta; Diptera; Culicidae.
AUGGGUUGUAAAACGCCGCGCCAUCUGGUGCGAACCAUUGUGGUGCUACUGCUGAGCCUUGAAAGUCUCACGCGAGCACUGCAGGCUCCAGCAGCGCGUCCCCAGGAGCUCACAGAAGAGCAGGCAGGUGAUUAUGUGCCAGCGCAGCACCACCUGCGCAGGGAGCAACCACAGCAUCACCAACAUCAUCACCACCAAAGACACACACAGCAGCACCAACAGCACCAAGCCCAGCACCAUCCGAACCAGGGUCGUCAGCGAUACCAGCCGUCCUUAGGCAACUCCUCGAGCUACUCGCUAAUAAGUGGUCCUGGGAGUAGUAGUACUAAUGGCGGAACCGAUUAUCGACCGCCCGUGUCUGUCGGUACACACCGCAACCAUCAACACUGGCUAACUGUCGGGCGACAGGGAGGACACCAGGAUACGCCACCGCAGCAUCGGCGCCAUCAUCCCCGUGGGCUACCGCAACCCACAGCACUUCCCCAGAAUCCUCACCAGCAACCCGGUGCGAGUGGUUGGCGCAGGACUUCCGGAAGUGAGCCUGGUGUCUCCGGUGUUCGACCGGUUGGAACCGCACGUCCGGUUACACGGAUGCUCACAAGAAGCGGUACCAGCUCAUCCGAUGGCACACGACACAUCAACAAUUCAAGUAAAAACGUAUGUACCGUAUACAUGUAUAGGAAAUCGAUAAGGACGUCCCACUCGAUGCAACCCUGCCUGGAUGCGGCCAACUGCGGACAGCGCACGUACAGCUAUCCGGUGGCCAAACGCGAGACCUGCUGCCGUGGCUGGGAAACGACAACGACCAUCGCCGAUGGCUGUCUGAAGCCAAUCUGUCAAACGGCGUGCCGUAACGGUGGCAAGUGUGUGGCUCCGGAUCGUUGCUCCUGCCCGGCUGGAUUUACCGGCAAGAGCUGCGAGUUGGACGUGAACGAGUGCAAGGAGUUCAAACCGUGCGAUCAGACGUGCUACAACACGGAAGGUUCGUACUACUGCACGUGCCGCGAUGGCUUUAUGCUUCAGAGCGACCGACAGAGCUGUAGAAAAAUAGAUGAAACGAACGACAUUGCUACGGAAGCACGCGACAUGGAGAACGACGUAGACUAUGACAGCUUGGAUAUUCGGUUAAAAAAGUUGGAACAGAUGAUUUCCCAUGAGGAACGGCGAUCGUACAACGAGAAACAGGAGCUCAACAAAAAAAUGCAAUACACAAUGGAUGCCGUGUCGGUGUUGAAGUCACAGGUUGCCCGACUGACGCACCGAUUAUUUCCUUCCGUAGACUACGGCAACCGAGUCCAUUGACCAUUGGGUUUGGAGUUCGACCAGAGAAAAGCUCUAACGAUUCUUACCGGUGGAAUGUGGAAUCCUGGGACACAACCUUUGUUCAAUCGCCGAUGUCACUGGAAAGGAAAACU